CACACAACUGUUCCAGUUUCCUUUAUAUGUCUGAAACCUAUAAAGGGGGUGACCCGAUCAAGAAUCAUUCGACCAGUAAUUUCUUCAGCUACAGGUUUAUCUGCAGACAACGAGAACUCAAUCUAUGGUUUUUCUUCCUGCCAUCUGCUCCUGCAACAGUGAAACUCUAACGAGACAGUGUGUGGGAAAGACAGACAGAAAAAAGCAGUGAGAGCUAUGCUUCAUAAUGGAGCUGGGACAAGUGGAGGACAAGACAGUGGCAGUAGUUCAAAGGACCACAGGAAACUUCAUCGGCUGGUAGAAGAGCCUCCUGAGUUUUACAGAUCACAAAUAAAGUCCACAGCAGGAGAUAUAUCUUCAAGAGCCUCUCAGUGCAUCAUCACAAAGGUAAUGCAAAUGAAGGACACCAGUGAAAAAAACAACAAGCAACAUCAACAGUCCAUCCUGCAGAGACCAUCAGUUCUUCGUAAAGGCAACCAGACUCUGCCACAUGUCUUGUCCAGCCAGUUUGGUAUGAGUGACUGUUCCACUGAACUCGUGUUUAAAGAAGAAAUGGACAAUAAACUGCCAGUCAACUUGUCAUCUUAUGACACAGACUAUCCCACCAGAGUCAAUGCUUCUGCACCGAGUCCUGCUCAGAGCACAAAAGAGCACCAUACAGAUCCUCCAAGGGGAUCUGAAAACCUUUUAUUUAACAAAGGUGUGUGCACCUGGCCAGGCUGCAAGGAAGCUUUUAAGGAAUAUAAUCACUUCCUGAAACAUCUCUAUUCGGAGCAUGGUCCUGGAGACAAAACCUUUGAACAAUGGAGAAUGCAGAAAAAUAUGGUUGAACACAUGGAAAGACAGUUGGUUGUGGAGAGGCAGAGGCUACACUCCAUGUACCUGCAUCUUUUUGAUGCUAACCCAAGAAUGAAGCAGUCCAGUACUCCUUCAGGAAGCCUGCAGUCCUCUCAGAGUUUUAACAUUCUACAUGCACAAAACACAGCCUCAUCUGACAUGCUACCUCCAGGAUACUGGCAAAUCCCAGCAACACCAUUCAUACCAGGAAUUGUCCCCAGUAUUGAGUGCUACAAAUACACGAACAUGAGGCCACCAUUUACUUAUGCCUCCAUGAUCAGAUGGGCGAUUCUUGAAUCUCCUGAAAAACAGCUAACGCUGAAUGAAAUCUAUCACUGGUUUACACGCAAGUUCUGCUACUUCCGUCAUAACACAGCCACAUGGAAGAAUGCAGUCCGGCACAACCUAAGCCUCCAUAAGUGCUUUGUACGUGUUGAUGGAGGGAAAGGCUCUGUUUGGACAGUGGAUGAAGCAGAAUUUCUGAGGAGGAGAGGGCAGAAGUUACAAAGGGACCAAGACAUGAACUGGGUGGCACACUAUUCCAUGUUUUAUUCUUGAAAUGACCUUCUUCAGUGUUUAACUUACAUCUUGAGACAUUCUGUGCAAUGUCAGCAAUACCUCAAAGUCUCUCUUUCAAUGGAUCUAUGAGUAAAUUCUUAUUUUCAUUUGACUUUUUCUCUUUGACUUGCCAAUACGGCUAAAGUGUAUGUGGGCUUCUGUGGAGUUAGAUUUAUUUUAUUUGAAUUUUCAGUUAGAAUUUCUGGGUUCUAUAUUCACCUGCUUUUACAUGCAAAUUUGUCUGAAAGUGAUUUUAAUAAUGAGAAUAAUUCAUUUUAAAUUUUCAUAGUACCAAAUAACUUUCAAAUGAAUGAAAAUGUAUUUGUAAAAAAAAUAGAUAAAUAAAUCAUUUUCAGAUUUGCAUUAUGUAUGCCAUUUCUGGUGGGAUGACUUUAACUCGAUAGCUUUUUUCAGCUGCAGAAAGACAGCUGCUCUACAUAGGCAGAUGCCUAAAAUACUAAGGUAUACAAAUUCUUGUGAUAUUUCAUUGUAUUUAAGUGGUCUUGACUGUCCUAUGUUACAAAAUAAAAACAAUAUUAC
Hemibagrus wyckioides is the source of this 1935-nucleotide messenger RNA. RefSeq names its product forkhead box P3a (gene foxp3a). Bases 217 to 1395 code for a protein of 392 amino acids. Lineage: Eukaryota; Metazoa; Chordata; Actinopteri; Siluriformes; Bagridae. Gene Ontology annotation, molecular function: DNA-binding transcription repressor activity, RNA polymerase II-specific; RNA polymerase II cis-regulatory region sequence-specific DNA binding. Gene Ontology annotation, cellular component: nucleus. The transcript has 13 exons. Gene Ontology annotation, biological process: regulation of transcription by RNA polymerase II. The record is from RefSeq and is a predicted model, not a curated record.